Molecule: messenger RNA, 555 nt
Organism: Helianthus annuus (common sunflower)
Lineage: Eukaryota; Viridiplantae; Streptophyta; Magnoliopsida; Asterales; Asteraceae
Product: sm-like protein LSM2
Exons: 3
Coding region: 159-440 (93 amino acids)
Biological process (GO): mRNA splicing, via spliceosome
Cellular component (GO): U4/U6 x U5 tri-snRNP complex; P-body; precatalytic spliceosome
Molecular function (GO): RNA binding
Source: RefSeq, a predicted model, not a curated record
UUAAUUAUUUAUUGUGGAUGAUGAUCUAAUAAAUUUUGGGCGACUUUAUGGAAGACUUUAUGAUGAUCUAGUAAAUUACUAUGAUGAUGAAACUAGGGUGUCAUUCAUUCAUUACUCAUUAGGGUUUACUACAUUUCCCCCAAAACAAACCCUAGAAAAUGUUGUUCUUCUCCUACUUCAAGGAUUUGGUCGGAAGAGAAGUCACCGUUGAACUGAAGAAUGAUUUAGCGAUUAGAGGCACUCUUCAUUCCGUCGAUCAAUAUCUCAAUAUCAAACUCGAAAACACCAGAGUCGUUGAUCAGGACAAGUUCCCUCACAUGCUUUCGGUGAGGAACUGUUUCAUCAGAGGAUCAGUAGUGAGGUAUGUGCAGUUACCGCCAGACGGAGUAGACAUCGAGCUGCUCCAUGAUGCCACUAGAAGAGAAGCCCGGGGCGGUUAGACACAUGUAGUGUGUUUUACAUGCUUUUGUUAACUCUGAAUUUUGUAAUUUGAAUUUUGGAUCUCUUUUUAUUAUUACUCCUUUGAAAUAUCACCUUCUUCUUUCCUGUUAUAAA